AUGAAUUUGGUAGAACUAUCAACAUUCAAAAAAAGAAAAAGAAAAAAGCAACCCCUCAAUCAAAAUAAUAAUAAUUGCGGUACCGGCUUCGUCUUCCGGUCCGGAGGGCUCCGUUCAGAUCGACGCCUCUGCUCCUCUGCUGUGUAUCCCUCCGCCCCCAAAUCUUCUCCAUCGAGCCGUGCGGCGGCGCCGGCGGCGACAGAGAGCGUCUACCUCUCCCUCCUUCAACGCUACUUCACGAGCAGCGCAGCAGCGGCGGUCGCCGACCCCACUCUCGGCAUGAGACCUGCAUUGUUGUCGUGGUGGUUGUUGUCUUUGCGUUGGAGCAGCGGGAGCAGCUCCUCCCUGUUCGGACGUUGGCACACGCUCGAGCUGGUGCACGUAUCCAUCUUCAGCGGCCACUGGAGUAGUAUUGUUGGAAAUCUCACGACCAAGAUUAAUCUAUGGAAAAUCUAUCUAUUUAUAUCUGUACUUCUAUAUCUGAAUCUUCUACCUGAUUUCUCUCGCUUCUCGUGCGGCCACGUCAUCCCCGAUCUUGCUGUUAACACUCCGUACAGCCACCACAAACACAUUGAUCACUAUAUCCGAGUACCUCUAUAGUUUUGUUUGUUCAGUUAGAUGGACUUGGCUAUCGCAUGAGAACAUAAUUCACAUGUGUAUUUUGUUGUUUGGGGGAUUAUAGUGGAGAUUUAUUUUUUGCACCACA
Messenger RNA from Triticum aestivum (bread wheat), 706 nucleotides. RefSeq lists its product as uncharacterized. The transcript has 2 exons. The coding region runs from base 1 to 600 and encodes 199 amino acids. Lineage: Eukaryota; Viridiplantae; Streptophyta; Magnoliopsida; Poales; Poaceae. The record is from RefSeq and is a predicted model, not a curated record.